AUGGGAGGAUAUAAGUACGUGCAAGAAGUGUAUAGGAAGAAACAGAGCGAUGUACUUCGUUAUUUGUUACGUAUUCGCGUCUGGCAGUACAGACAAAUGACUCGUGUCCACCGGGCACCUCGUCCAACUAGACCGGAUAAAGCCAGAAGAUUGGGAUACAAAGCUAAACAAGGUAAAGAUUUUAUACUUGCCAUAUGAUAAUUUACUUAGUUGUUGGAGUAUAUUUUUUCAGUAAGUAUAAUGUUAAAUAUUUUGUGUUUAAUAGGUUUUUCAAUAUUUAGAGUGCGAAUCAGGCGUGGUGGUCGUAAACGUCCUGUACCCAAAGGUGCUACUUAUGGUAAACCAAAAAGUCACGGAGUUAAUGAAUUGAAACCCAAACGUUGUCUACAAUCAAUUGCUGAGGUAUAUUAUACUGUUUAAGUUAAAACCUUAUAAUAAAUUAAUGAUAUUCUUUGUAUUACCACAUAUUGAUCAAUAGUAAUGUAUAGUGGCACUACGUGCAUUGCAUUGAUCGAUAUAUAUUGGUUACCAUAAGUUUAUCUGGGUAGAAUUUUUAUUUUAAAAAAAAUGUAUAAUUCCCAAGAUUUAUAAAUCAAAUAGCCAUGUAACAAUAAUUAAAAAUUUAAAGCAAGUGUUUUAUAGCUAACGUCUAUUGGUUAAUUUUUUUUUUAAUUGCAGAGCAGAUACCUUCAUAAAUUUCUAAAUUUUAAGCUAAAUGAUGUAUAUGAACCAUGCACCACUCCUUAUUUAUUAAAUGAGGAUAAUAUAAAUUUUACUCUGAUAGCUUAACCCAAGAAUAAAUUGUAAUUAUUUUAUAGUUAUAUGAUAGUGUACCAUUUACCACUCCUUAUCACAUCUUUAGAUAAGGUAAAUAAAUAUCUGCAUCAGAUUGGCUACAGAUUAGUAUUAUGAUGCUAUAAAUUUGAUCAAAUAUUUAAUAAUAAUAUAAAAAAAAAAAAAAAAAUGAUGAUUUUGUACCAUGCACCACUCCUUAUAAUAUCAUUAAAUGAGGAUAGAAUAUCUAGUAUCUGAUGUAUUAAGUUUAAGACUAAAAGUAUAAUGAUGACAAUUAUGUGUAAUAACUACUGAUAGUAAUGUGAAGGGUUAAUCUUCCUUGGAUGUCUGAUAAUGUAACACAAUUCGUUAAAUAUUAUAUAUAUAUAUAUAUAUUAGAUUAGUAUAAUUUGUAUGAUGAUUAUGUACCAUGCACCACUCCUUAUAUCAUUAGAUGAGGAUAAUAUACAUCUAUAUCUGAUAAAUUAAUUGGUUUUACCUAAAAAUUAGAUCAAAUUUUUCCUAAGCAAAACUAAAUGAUGAUUAUGUACCAUGCACCACUCCUUAUAUUAUUAGAUGAGGAUAAAAUAUCUAGUAUCUGAUUUAUUAAAAUUAAAACUGUAAAAGUUUAAUGAUGACAAUUAUGUGUAAUAACUACUGAUAAUAAUAUGAAGGGUUAAUCUUCCUUGGAUGUCUGAAAACAAAACUUUAAAUAAUUGCCUGUAUCAGUGCUUCCAUUAUUACUUUAAAAAUGUAAUAGUACCUAUGUAUUAAAUUAUAUUUUGAAGAAUUUACUUUCAUGAUGACAAAUAAUUUUAAAAACAACUACUGAUUAUAUUCUAUGAAGGGUUUAACUUCCUUGGAUGUCUGAUGGUAAAUUAUAAUUCUGUUUAUUUUUAUUGAAUGCAUUAUCUAAUGUGUAUUUAGAAGCCAAAUUAAAAACUAUUGAUCUAGGUACAAAUUCUUUAUUUCACUUUUAAUUUAUAUUCCUAUUCAACAAUUUUUAUCAUUAACUUGAAGAUUUUGCAAUUAAAUUGUGAUUUUUUUUUUACUAAGAUCAAUAUCAAUGAUGAUAAUUUGUGUUUUGUUAAAUAUUCACUGAAUAAUUAUGUGGACAAAAAUACAUAUUUGUUCCCUUGGCUAUCUGAAAUUUAGACUUAGGUUUUUUACUUCUUUUUGCUUUCUUUAUAGUAAAUACUUACUAAAUAAGAUUCUGAAUUUUCAAAAUAAAAACAUGAUGAUAAAUUGUGUUUUGUUAAUAUUCACUGAAUAAUUAUGUGGACAAAAAUACAUAUUUGUUCCCUUGGCUAUCUGAAAUAUUAAAGAAAAAGUAAUAUCUGUUCAUUUUUUGUGACAGGUUUAGAUUUAUUUUAUUUUAUAUUAAAAAUACAUAAUAAGAUCUCUAAUUAAUUUUUGUCCAACUGGUUCAUUUUUAGAAAUCUUAAAUCUACUGUCUGCCCAACCUAAUGAUCUUAUAAUAUUAUUGUUGUUAAAUUGUUUUACUAUUUAAUAUUGUUUAUUAAAUUUUAAAAGCAUAUAUUUUUAUUGUAUUUAUCAUUGGUUACAAAAAUUAUUGAUUCUGCAUCCAGUUUGUUAAAAAAUUACAAUAAUGAUGAUAAAUUGUGUUUUGUGAUAAAAUAACUGAAAAAUUGAAUGUUGACAAAAAUACAUUUUGUUCCCUUGGCUAUCUGAAUUGUAAUUUAAAAUCAAUUUUUACUACGUGAAAUUUACCAUUAAAAAUAAACAUUAAUUUAUAUCAAUAUAUUUUUAAUUAUAGGAAAGAGUUGGCCGUCGUUGUGGUGGACUCCGUGUCCUUAACUCUUACUGGGUAGGACAGGACUCUACUUUUAAAUUCUACGAAGUCAUCACUGUUGAUACAGCUCACCCAGUAAGUUCAUGUUAAAUUUAAGUUUAUUUAAUUGUAUCUAAAUGCAGUGCAACAAUAUAUUAUAGUUACUUUAAUUAUUGAUUAAUUUUGUAUUAUUAGGCAAUCCGUAGAGAUCCCAAGAUCAAUUGGAUAUGUAAUGCCGUGCACAAGCACAGAGAAUUGCGUGGAAAGACAUCUGCUGGCCGCAAGUCCCGUGGUCUAGGAAAAGGUCAUGGUUAUUCACAAACUAUUGGUGGAUCGAGGAAGGCGUGUUGGAAGCGUAAGAAUACCUUGCAACUCCACAGAAAACGAUAA
Messenger RNA from Cinara cedri, 2956 nucleotides. The record is from the annotation of a GenBank genome assembly. Lineage: Eukaryota; Metazoa; Arthropoda; Insecta; Hemiptera; Aphididae.